UUCCUCCUCUACUAUUCUCAAUGUCUCUCUCUCUGUCUCUCUCUCUCCUAUAAUAAACCCACCACCCGCGCGCCGCCCGGCGACCACCACCACCACCAUUAACGCUUAAACCACCCACCACCACCACCACCGAGCAAGCAAACACCAAAGGCAGGCAGGGCAAGAGGCGACCGAAUCCGAAGGAGCCAAUGGCGAAAUCCCUACUGGCGGCGUCCGCGCUGCUGCUGGCGCUGCUCCUGGCGGUGGCCGGGGGAGCGGCGGCGGCGGGGGAGGUGCCGCUCGCCUGGGAGCUCGGGGUCGGCGGCGGCGGCGGCGGCGGCGAGGAGGACAGCUUCGGGUUCUCCUCCGAGGAUGCGGCGGCCGACGGCGCCGCGGUGGUGAGGCGGGUGCUGCAGGGGCAGGGGUACAUCAGCUACGGCGCGCUGCGGCGCGACACCACGCCGUGCUCCGUCCGCGGCGCCUCCUACUACAACUGCCGCCCUGGCGGCCAGGCCAACCCCUACUCCCGCGGCUGCUCCGCCAUCACCCGCUGCCGCGGCUAACCCACCUCCGCCACCACCCGCUGCUCUGCUCAAACCGGGAUUAUUCAAAGUUCGUUUGCCUCGUCUUCUACUUUUUCUUUUUCUUUUUCCCCCCCUUUUCUUUCGUUUCCUUGUCGCUGUUUUAACCGUGAAAGAAUUGGUCUGGGUCGGUGCCCACGAAUCGAAUCGAGUGAGAACUGAGAAGAAGAUGUGUGCCCCCUGUAUAUUGCGAUUGGAUUCUUAUAUUAUUAUGAAUUAAGUCGUGUAUAAACUGAUGGAUUAGAUUUGUCAUUCGUUCAAGGAUGAUAUGCUACUACUACCUGUCUGUUCUUUUGA
Molecule: messenger RNA, 857 nt
Organism: Oryza sativa Japonica Group (Japanese rice)
Lineage: Eukaryota; Viridiplantae; Streptophyta; Magnoliopsida; Poales; Poaceae
Product: rapid alkalinization factor
Biological process (GO): calcium-mediated signaling
Cellular component (GO): plasmodesma
Source: RefSeq, a predicted model, not a curated record